AUGACAAGUCACUCAGUGAGUCAGUCAGCUUUACCGAGUAUCGCCAGCCAAAUCGCAGCCGAUACCACCGAGCGGGUGAAGCGAGUCGAGGACAACACCAAGGUCAGCGAGUGUUUGGCCAUCAUGGAGGAAGACUUGAGCCGGAUUGCUGAGUGA
This is a messenger RNA of Colletotrichum destructivum, 156 nucleotides long. RefSeq lists its product as uncharacterized. The transcript has a single exon. The coding region runs from base 1 to 156 and encodes 51 amino acids. The record is from RefSeq and is a predicted model, not a curated record. Lineage: Eukaryota; Fungi; Ascomycota; Sordariomycetes; Glomerellales; Glomerellaceae.